AUGCAAACCUACGCUCGUGCUGCCGUCCGCCCUGUGUUCCGCGGAGCGCCCACUAGCAGCAUCGCAACCCAGAAGCGCUCCUUCCACUCCCCAUUCACCGUGCUCAACUCCGCCCAUUCCCCGCUCACCAACCCGCCGAGCUCAUCCUCCACCGUGUCGCACAUCACCUCCUCCUACGAGAAGCAAGACUCCUACGUCUCCGAGGAGCCUCCCUCGCCAGGUGCCCCGCGCACAUACGUCGUCUCAGAGCCCGACCCCGCGCACACGCCGUACGAGGUCCCCUCGGGCGCCUUCCCCACCUCAGCGCCAUACGACACCUAUCAAGAGACCUCGGCGCCCAACCCAAGCGGCGCGCACAGCUCGACGAGCGCGAGCCCGCCGCACCCCAACACGACGCGCAGGGUGCUCAUGAACGCCUGGGGCGUCGGCGAGAGCGCAGCCGUCAGGCACGGGGAGGCGCCUGGUGAGAUGGGCAAGCGGGGCGGCGGCCAGGGCGGCCUGGGUCUCAUGGACAAGGAGGGCACGAGGCAGGGAGAAUUGGGACAGCUCGCGGACAGGAACCCCCAGCCGGAUUCCGACGUUGCUCCCAAGUGGUCUAAAUUGGGUGUCGACCAGGCUUGGAAGGAGCGGAAAUAA
Molecule: messenger RNA, 636 nt
Organism: Coniophora puteana RWD-64-598 SS2
Lineage: Eukaryota; Fungi; Basidiomycota; Agaricomycetes; Boletales; Coniophoraceae
Exons: 1
Coding region: 1-636 (211 amino acids)
Source: RefSeq, a predicted model, not a curated record